This is a messenger RNA of Spirodela intermedia, 353 nucleotides long. The record is from the annotation of a GenBank genome assembly. NCBI's taxonomy places the organism in Eukaryota, Viridiplantae, Streptophyta, Magnoliopsida, Alismatales, Araceae.
AUGGACAAGUCGCUUUUGGCCGAUAUCCCGCUCGUCUUGUCCGUGUGGUAGUCUAACACGUUUAACAACAGUUGAUAUCUAUGUAAUGAUCAAUGAAUUUAAAUUUUAUUCUAUAUCUACAUGUAUUGAAUAUUAGAACACCGGAAAGAGUUACAGGAUUAUCCUAUAUACAUUUAUUUAUUUAUUUAUUUAGUGGCAUAUUGUCUGGAAUGAAAGCUGGUAAUUGAUUUUUCAGGGUAAGAUGGGGCAGAGAAAAUGCCUCGAGCCAAUGUCCGAGUACCAGGCGCUACGGCGCUGAAGUAACCCAUGCCAUACUCCCAGGAGAAGCUCGGGUUACCAUUAUCCUUUUAUAG